This is a messenger RNA of Choloepus didactylus (southern two-toed sloth), 4355 nucleotides long. RefSeq names its product proline rich transmembrane protein 4 (gene PRRT4). The record is from RefSeq and is a predicted model, not a curated record. The coding region runs from base 43 to 3135 and encodes 1030 amino acids. The transcript is spliced from 4 exons. Lineage: Eukaryota; Metazoa; Chordata; Mammalia; Pilosa; Megalonychidae.
GUCUGGUAGUCCAGUCCCAUCCUCUCUGCCAUAAGUUAAGUGAUGAGGGGUGCUGGUUACAGUCAGACCCUGGUCCCCAGGUUAAGAGGGAGGGGAAGCAGGGAUGCAGGGAGAAGGAGCCUUAGCUGGCAGAGACAGGAAACUGCAGGGGAGAGAUUUGUGCUGGGGCCUGAAUGUACAGGAAGAUGCUGGCAAGAAGAACCAUCGUGUCACUCUCUCCUUGGGUGGAACAGUUUGUAUCAUGCCCACUAUCUCUGGCUCUCUGCGAUCAGCAGCCCAUCUCUGGGGCAUCUGAUCCUGGGAAGGGGAAGAGGGUGGCAGCCAGGGCUCAUGGGGCCUCUCCUUUCCCCAGGACCUACGUGCUCAAAAGGUGCUGAAGAACUGAGCCACUUCCCACCCAAGACCAGGACUGCCUCCUGUCUGAGGUGUAGGGCCAUGGCAGGGCAUGGCUGGCUGGGUCUGGGGCUAUUCUGCUGGGCCCUGCUUGCUGUUCCUGUGGGCCCCCAGCCUGCUUCCUCCAUCCCAGGUGCCCCUCUUACCACAUUGGCUCCACCACUGCAGAGUGAGGCCUCUAUGCUGUCUCUCAACCUGGGACUUAAUUUCAAAUUCCACCUUCGGGGACCUGCUGCGGCCUGGGGGAACCCUGUCACAGAGACCCAGCCGCUCUCUCCCCAGCUGGGCGAGGAGCUGGAGGAAGAGGUAGUCAGUGGGCUGAGGACUGACUCCCUUUGGGAACUGCUGGUGGGCUCCCCCGGGAACUCUGUCCCAGAGUGGGGCUCUGCUGAAGGCAGCUCUGCGCCUUGGGCUUCUUCCCCAUCUCUGGAGUCCACGUCCCCCCUCUCUGGACCCAUGGACCAGCCCACUGCUCCCUAUCAGCCCAGGAUGGGCACCAUGACCUGGGUCACUGCACUGACAGCUACAGUGCCUCCAUCUAGUGCUCCCAGGCCCCACCAGAGCGAGCUGGAGCUGAAGUUUGACGUGGCACUGAGGGCGGCUGCAGCCCCCACACUUGGGCAUCGGACUUUGCCCUUGCUGCCCAGCCUGCGGGCCAGCCUGGCUGAGAUAGCUGGGCGCCUGGGACCCUUUGGGUUCUUUGGCACCACUCUGUCCCCACUCCGGAACUCCUCAGGCCCACCAAGCCCACCAGGUGCAACAACAUUCCCAAGUUCUGCCUCCGGAGUUUCAGAAUCUCCAGGGUUCUUUGGCACCACUCUGCUCCCGACUCCAUCUCCCCUGGAGAGGAAGCUCUCAAGCCCAAGCCGGCUGGACCCAGCUGCUUCCCUAAGCUCUACCUCGAUUGCAACAGGAUCACUAGACCCCACCGUCCCCACCACUGGCCGGGAUGACCCAUCUCCUGGCAGCUUUGGAAACCCUUCAGUGCAGCCCGAGUGUGGGCCCGAGUCCUGCAACAUCGGAGAAUUGCCUGAGCGUGAGGAGCAGCCCCCUGCGGCUUCGCUGCCCCUCUUCUUCCUGACUCUGGAGGCUGACUGGGCAGAGGCCAGAGCUCGCUGGGGGCUGGCCUGGGAGGCCCAUGUGUACGGGGUAGGGGCGCUGUUUGGCCUAGUGGCCCUGCUGGCGCUGCUGGCUCUGGCCCUCUUGCCCUGGCGCUGCCCCCCCGGCGCCCCCUGCCUGGCGCUGCUGGACCUGCUCCUGCUCUCGGCCGGGACCACGCGGGCCUUCCCGCUUUUCUAUGACGCCUAUGGGCACAGCGACCGACUGCCCGCCCUCGCCUGGUUGCUGCUGCAAGAUCUUCCACUGCCCUGCCUGGCCGCUGGUCUGGGGCUGGCUUGCCUGCUGCUGGCCCGGCCGCGCCCGCCGCGGUGCCCCGCCGGCCUGGCCGCGCUGCUGCUCUUGGGGCUGGGGCUGGCCGCGGCCGCCGCCCUCGGGAGCGCCGUCCACCGCCCGCUGCAGCCCCUGCGGCUCGCUUCCCGCGGGCUGCACGCCUUCCUCGCCGCCCUCCUUUCGGGGCUUUUGCUGGCGCUCUCCUGCUGGAGGGGUAGGCGGCGGCGGGCUGGAGCGCCCCUGGGAGGGUCUGGCUUAAAGGGCGCCACCCCUCUGCCGCAGGCGCGCAGUCCCUUCGCUCCGCGGGAGUCCUGGCGGCGCGCGGCGCGCACGGCCCCCGUGGCGGGCACCUUCGGGCUUCUAAGCGGAGCCCUGCAGGGCUACGAGGUGCUGCACGCCCUGGGCUAUGGCGGCCAGCCUGGCCUGGAGGGGCCCUGGCCCUGGUGGGCCUUCCAGCUAGGCCUGCGCCUGGGCGAGGUGGGCGUCGCGCUCCCGUUGGCACUGCUGGGCCUCUACCCGGCGCUCUGUAGCCCCCGCGUGCCUGCGCGCUGCUGGGCCAAGCUUUUUCGCUUGUCCCCCGGCCACGCAGCCCCGCUGCUGCCCGGAGGCUGGGUCACCGGGCCCCCGGAUAAAGAGCCCCCGGGCAGCGCCAUCGCUCGUGGCGAGGAGGAGCUGCUGCAGCUGUGCGCCCUGGCAGAGUCAGGCCCUGACCUGCUACUCCAGGGCUGCCGGGGCUUGGAAGGCGUUGCUGCCAACCCGGCCCCUUCCCCCGCCUCCUCCCCCUGCAGCGAUUACACCGUGGACUUUCGCCCGCCCUCCCCUAUCAACCUGCGGCGCAGCAUCGAGGAGGCCCUCUGCAGCGAAGCCCUACUCGCGCCUGGCCUCUUCCAGGGCCCUGCCUUCGAGGAAGCCCGGCCUGGGACAGGCCUCUACCGCACCACUUCUCUGGGACCAAAGACGCGGGCCGAGCCCAGCGGGAGGCCCGAGGAACCCUCUGGCUCCCCAGCGCCUCCGCAGCUCCCUUCCCCCGGGGCCUGGCCCGCGGGCAGCAGUGCCUCGUCCGGCUCACUGUACGGACUCUCACGGGACAGCUCGUCCGUGUUGCUCUGUUCCAGCCCGGACAGGCCCCCGCGCUGCCCGCUGGUCUGCGUCCUCAGUCCCCCGCGACCUUCAGGAAACAGCCCCGGCCUCCCGGCCUCAGGAUCCCACCAGGCCCUGUCCCCACUCUCCCGCGAUUCCCCGGAGCCUGCUCCUGAGCUGCAGGCUGAGGAGGCCUUGCUGCAGGCCCAAUUCCUGGAUGCCUGCCGACAGAUAGAUGAGUUGAGCAUGGGCAGCGACACCAUAGACCUGUGAAGAAGCAGCCCCCUGGCUGUCCACACCAUAUGCCCCCUUCUGGAGCCUGCUCUGCCCUGAGACCUGCACACUGUACCCUUCCCCCGUGCUGCUGGGCUCAGAUACACCCCCCCUCCUUCCCCAUCCAGGGGCAUCUGGGUGGGUGGGCAAGCAGUUCGGCUCUGUUGAUUGGGAAUUAGUGCCACCUUUUCUGCAGCCCUGGGCACUGAUGCCCUCAGUGGCAAGACUAGGCUGGCAGGGGCCCCACUUUCCUUGGCAUUCACCAGCAAUAAAGCUCCAAGGUGCUCCACUCUUGAACCACUAACCACUCUCCACUCUGGUGCUGAGUGAGAGGGGCUGUCCUCAGAGGACCUCUAGAUCUGCCUCAGUCCCCAUAUCCACCCCUGCCAUGCCCAGGAAUCUCACCACCUGUGUGAGUGAGACACCCUGUCCUCCAAGUGACCUUUCCCCACAGAAAGGUCCAUGGCCCACCUAGGAGACCUUAUAGCAGUUGGGUGGGAAGACAGCACGUUCAGAGUUAAUUUAUCAAUAAAAUAUUUUCAGAGGAGAAAGGUCUGACCUUCUUGGAAAGGUUUAGAUGAGGCAACAGCAGCAGUGGUUCCACCAGAGGUGGAAGAGAGGCAGCUUUUGGGUGGGAUGGGUCCACCUUAGACCCCAGUGACUUUGGCUGCUGACUGGACAAAGGAGUCUUGUUCUGUGGCUGUGAAUAGUGAGGGUCCUGGGAGCAGCCCCUUGAAGACCCUUCUGACUCCCUGGGAAGCGACUUUUCACAGAGCUGAGACAGAGCCUCCAGAGAUAAGGCAGAAACUUGACAGUCAUCGAUGGAAAUGCCCACGUUCCCAGGAGCCUGGCUUCAGUUCCUGGUGGACAGGGGCUAGGGACUAGUUACUGGUCAAAUCCUUGAUGGAGAUGUUGAUAACACACAUAAAAGGGCCUGAUGACCUCGAGCUGGGAUCCCCAGUAAUCUCCCUACCAGGUUCCCACAGUUUGAGAUUCACAAAGAGAAUCAACAGGGUCUCUUCAAGGUGUGGCUCACAAUCCCCCACAGAGCUCUCAUGUCCCAUUGGUGUAGAUCCUCCCUGGAGAAAGCCUGUCUUCCCCAACCCUCAGCCUCACCUCAGCUCUGAAGGCAAAACUCACAAACAUUUCCAGUCACCAGGCAUUCGGUAAUCCCUCCGUUACCUGGAGUCCUUGGCUCUGAGCUCUUCAGUGUGCAUUUG